AUGCCGCGUGCCAUCGACCUGGUUAGUACCUGCUGCCGCGUUGACCUGGUUAGCCGCAUGACCCGCUGCAGCACCGGGUACGGCGCCUCCAUGGCCUACACCUGUUUCACCAUCAGCCCCUAUGUCCUCGUCCAGGUCAAGGAUCUUGGCGCCGCAACCGAAUCUCCGCCACUGAAGGAUGUACGAGGGCGUACGCACUCGAAACUUGACUGCACGAGCACGAUGAGGGCCUCCAGAACCAGAUCCUCCGCGGUCGCGUGUAGCGCCGCCGGCCAUCGCGGCCAUCAUCGGCUUCCGCUCCACCGCCUGCUCUGCCGCCCGCUCCACUGCCGCCAUGGCUCCAGUGAGGCACACACCGUACUAGGAGUUUAUAUAGACUGGCCGCCAUUACUCUCUCGAUGA
Triticum turgidum subsp. durum (durum wheat) is the source of this 402-nucleotide messenger RNA. NCBI's taxonomy places the organism in Eukaryota, Viridiplantae, Streptophyta, Magnoliopsida, Poales, Poaceae. The record is from the annotation of a GenBank genome assembly.